Messenger RNA from Andrographis paniculata, 1048 nucleotides. RefSeq names its product plant UBX domain-containing protein 1. NCBI's taxonomy places the organism in Eukaryota, Viridiplantae, Streptophyta, Magnoliopsida, Lamiales, Acanthaceae. The transcript is spliced from 7 exons. Gene Ontology annotation, biological process: protein-containing complex disassembly. Bases 145 to 888 code for a protein of 247 amino acids. Gene Ontology annotation, molecular function: ATPase binding. The record is from RefSeq and is a predicted model, not a curated record.
UUCACCACCGCCACUCAAAACGGAUCCGAUGAGUUUCUUUCCCCCCUGCCCGCUGCCUUUGGCUGGGAAGAUUUGGGGGGAUUGAGACACAAGCAAACACAGCACGCAUCACUUAAAAGAAACUCGGGAUUGGCUGAUUCGGUGAUGACAUUUGCUUCAACAACUUGCAAGCGUAGAAGAUUCAUCGCUCUCUCCCAAAUGGAAUCUGAUUCGGCUAAGGCAAUGCUUGUUGCUGCAAAGGAAAAAUAUGGACGGGAACUUCAUGUAUUCGAAACAUCUCUAGCUUCUGCAAGCCUUGGAAGCUCUACUGAGACAGAGGAGCCAGAUAACUUUUAUGAGUUUACAGCAGAGGACUACUACCGUCUGUUGGCAACAAAGAAGGAAGAGAAAUACUUGAAGACAAAAAAAAUCCGGGAUGCGGAAGAGGCUGCUCGCAGGUCAAAGAUUACAAAGGCAGUGAUCCGAGUGCGUUAUCCUGAUAAUAAUACGCUUGAGGUUACAUUUCAUCCAUCUGAGACAAUUCAGAGUUUGAUUGAUUUGCUAAAGAAAGUGGUUGCUCACCCAGAAUUACCAUUCUAUCUAUAUACAACACCUCCAAAAAAGCUUAUAAAGGAUAUGUCCCAGGACUUUUAUAGUGCUGGUUUUGUACCCGGUGCUAUUGUGUACUUUGCUCAUGAUGUGCCGAAAGGUGCUGAUGAUGCUCCAUUGGCUGGUCCCUUCCUUCAAGAGGAAGUGAUGUCCUUGAAAGGUCUGGAAUUUGUGGCCCAAGAAGCAGAGCCUACACCAGAGCAGAAACCAGAACCUGUCUAUACCAGCAGCCAGACACUUGUCCCUGCGGCAAAGCCAAACGAAAAAAAGAAUAUUAAACCCAAGUGGUUGAAAAUGUAAACUCUAUCGAACUGUUUGUCUUUUCUUAUAAUCUUACCCGGGCAUCUUCAAGUUUGUGAAUGAUCACAUGGCUGAAAAGAUCUAUCUGCCGAAUACUUUGUAAAUUUUUGUUGUCUUCAACAAAAAGGUAAACAAUGUUUGAAAGUCUACUAUCCCCAAA